AUGAUCACCAGAUUUUGUUUCGCAGCUAGGUUUCCCCCUCCCGGCGUGCUCCCGCAUGUUGUCCCUCGCCGCCCAACCCGCCCUCACGCACCACCUCCAUUGGAUCCGUCGCCUUGCUGCUGCGGGCGUGGAUCAAGAGCAAGGAAGCCGGGAGGGAGCGAUGGCCACUGGCCGCCUCACAUCGAGGUUGAAGGCCAUGACCGCUUUGUCACUGUCGUCAUGCGCUCCGCGCUGGGAGUCGCCGCCUCUUUGGCCGAUGUGGCGCCAGGGUCGACUCGGGCUGGAGCUUCCUGUGCGGCGAGAAGCCAUAUGUCUAAUGCCCUGAUCUCGCGCCGGAGCGUGCGCAAUCGUCCUCGCGCGUGGAGGCGCAGAUGCGGCCGUCGCCUCCAGGUUGUUGGGUGGGCUAUGAUCAUCGCACCGACGCAAUCGCUGGAGUCCACCAUAACCACACUGCAUGCAUGCCAAUGGCGUCGGAGCAGGCUCCAUCAGCUUUGA
Molecule: messenger RNA, 495 nt
Organism: Triticum turgidum subsp. durum (durum wheat)
Lineage: Eukaryota; Viridiplantae; Streptophyta; Magnoliopsida; Poales; Poaceae
Source: the annotation of a GenBank genome assembly